Molecule: messenger RNA, 317 nt
Organism: Saprolegnia parasitica CBS 223.65
Lineage: Eukaryota; Oomycota; Saprolegniomycetes; Saprolegniales; Saprolegniaceae
Exons: 3
Coding region: 1-219 (72 amino acids)
Source: RefSeq, a predicted model, not a curated record
AUGGCCACCACCGCCGAAGCCCUCCUCGAGGAAUUCGAGGCAGACCUUCAAGACGACAUCGAGGUCCUGAAGCUCCACAACGAGACCGGACGCGCUUCCGCGAUCCAGUCAACGGUCGAUGCCUUGGGCCCGAUCAACGGCGAGCAGAUUGCGCUCGCCGCGCAUGCGUACCAUGAAUUUGAUAUGCACGCGUUGCGAGCGCAAUAUCCUCCAGGUUGAUCGCUUCCACGUCCGCGUUGUCAAUAUAGUCUCUACCUGUGUGUGAACAAGCAGUGCUCUGCCCAACUAACGUUAACUGUAAAUGAAGGUGUUUCGCG